Messenger RNA from Vanessa tameamea, 1467 nucleotides. Its product is annotated as tRNA:m(4)X modification enzyme TRM13 homolog. The record is from RefSeq and is a predicted model, not a curated record. NCBI's taxonomy places the organism in Eukaryota, Metazoa, Arthropoda, Insecta, Lepidoptera, Nymphalidae. The transcript is spliced from 7 exons. Gene Ontology annotation, biological process: tRNA methylation. The coding region runs from base 78 to 1454 and encodes 458 amino acids.
AAAAGGAUUAAUGUCAAAAAGUACGAUAUAAAAAAAUGUAAUGUAAACAAUUCGCAAACGUAAGCAAAAGUAUAAAAAUGAGUAAGCCCUCUAAUUGUUCGGAAACUUCUUCAAUUACCCCGCAAUGUCAAUACUAUGUAGUGAGAAAAAAGCGAUUGUGUCGCAUGACAGUGCGACCAGGCCGACAGUAUUGCGGUGAGCAUGAGCCGCGACCAAAAACUGACAAUGGAAAGGACGAUUUACGUAUACCAUGUCCAAAUGACCCAAAGCAUACAUGUUAUGCCAGCAAACUAAAGAAGCACUUGUCUAUUUGUAAUGCUCGUCAACAGCAACAGCCAGAUUAUAUUAUACUCAAUAUCAAUGGUUCCACUGACACAGAAGAUUGUCCUCGACUGCCACUUAGCAAAAUACCUCUCAAAACAAUAUCAAAAGUAAUUGACAAAGUCAAUAUUUUAUAUGACAAAUAUCUUAAAGAUAAAAUUCCAAUGCUGUCUGAGAAACCAAUUCAUACAACAGUUCUAGAUGAAUUUAAUGACCCAGGGAGAACUGAAAGCUCGUUGCGGCAUUUAAGACAGGCUUCAAGAUUGCUGCAUGUUGUCGAAAAUGAGGGGUUUGUUAAGCCCAAUACUUGCUUUAUAGAGUUAGGCGCUGGAAAAGGUCAUUUAUCAUAUUACGCAUGGUGGGCGUGGUGUCGGGACACGAAUAGCAAUGUAUUACUGAUAGACCGUGCGUCGUUGCGACAUAAACGCGACAACAAGUUACGCGAUAACUGUCUGAAGACAAACCAAAACAAAAUAAAUGCGACCGACCAGAACGAACCUGACGACGAGUGGGGUGAAAGCUCCAUAAAAUACUCAAACAACGUUCACCGACUUCGAGCUGAUCUCGCAAAUCUCGCGUUGGAACGAGUACCUGCCGUGCGAGCGAGCGAAGCGGUCGUCGGCUACGCCAAACACCUAUGCGGAGUCGCCACAGACUACGCGCUGCGCUGCAUAACGUCGACCGGCGUGCUGGACAAAGUAUCCGGCUUGGCGCUGGCCACGUGCUGCCACCACCGCUGCGAGCGCGCCGCCUGCCUCGCGUCGCGUCCGCUGCAGGGCUUAGGCAUCGAUGCGGAAGACUUCAACGUGCUGCUGGGCGUCGUGUCGUGGGCGACGUGCGGCGACGGACGCAGUCGCGACGCGCGCAAGCGCCCGCUCGCGGACUCGCGCACGCACACGCGCACGCAAACACGGGCGGAAGUGACCGACGACGAUGGAGAGAACUAUGGCACUAAAAAUUUAAAUCUGAGUCAGGAGCGACGUGAGAUUAUCGGAAAACGUGCGAAAAUGUUGCUGGACUGGGGUAGAGUGUUAUACUUGAAAGAACUCGGGUUCGACGCCCGGCUCGUGUACUACGUGUCCUCCACCGUGUCGUUAGAGAAUGUUUGUAUACUUGCCAAGAAAAUAUCUUAAUAUUAUUUAAAAU